GAGGGUUUACCAGUGAGGUGAGAUUGAAACUUUGGCGGGGGUGCUAGGGCAUAUUUCAGCUGAUCCAAAUCAAAUCGAUUUUUCAAUUUCGUCCUUGUAAUUUCUCUUGGGUUGCCAUGGAGACCCCCAAAAAUGACCCGCCUUUGAUUCUUGAUCGUACCUCUCGCGCCACCAGAGGGAAGAGAAUGACCAAAUUACUUGAUGAGGAAAUCGAAGAGGACGAGAUGUUCUGGAAUCAGGAGGCUCUUAAAGAGGAUGAAGAGGAUGGUAACUAUGAAGCAGAGCCUGAGGUUGCUGACGAGUUUGAUAGUGACUUCGACGAAGAUGAGCCAGACCCGGACGAAGGAGAAGAUAACAACGAGGCAGAGGAAAGAGUUCAGACAAAGAAGCGGUUGAUAUUUCCGGGAAAGCAAUCAAGCAAGAAGAAGAAGAAGAAGAAAGUGCUAACGGAAUUAGAGAAAGAAUCUAAGGUUGAAAAUGAGAAAUCUUCCCAACCUGAACAGCAUCACGAUGCUCCUGAGGAAGGAGAAGGAGAGAGAAUCGUGAGAAAAUCUUCAAGAACUUCAGUGAUUAUCAGGCAAGCCGAGAGGGAUGCAAUACGUGCGGCUUUGCAAGCAACCAUGAAGCCGAUAAAGAGAAAAAAGGAAGGCGAAGAGAAGAGGAUGACCCAAGAAGAGAUGCUUUUAGAAGCAGCUCAAACAGAAAUUAUGAACUUGAGGAAUUUGGAGCGUGUUCUAGCAAGGGAGGAAGAAGUUAAGAAAAGAGCAAUUGUGCACAAAGCUGUCUAUACUGGCCCGCAAGUACGAUAUUUCUCAAAAGAUGGUUGCUCAUAUCUGGAAUUCAGUAGAGGAUUAUCAUUUCAGUCUGAAAUCUCUACCACGACUGCUCCCUACCCUGAGAAAGCUGUUUGUGCAGUUACUGGUUUACCUGCCAAGUACCGUGAUCCAAAGACAGGGCUACCUUAUGCAACAAAAGAAGCUUUUAAAAUUAUUCGCCAGCGGUUUCUACUUGAAAGUGGUCGGGUCAGGAAAGAGAUGGACCUGGGAGAUUUGCACGAUUCACUUUCUGGGAAAGGGUUUUUGGCAAGGCGGAAGAGAUCAGUGUCGUCAAAUAAAAUUGAUGUGUCGUAUUCACGUUACUUUGCACGUUUCCGCAGAAUUCCAGCUCUUGAAAGUGAAUCUUCUGAUUAACUUCCAUGGUAAUCUGAAGAGUUGGUGUUGCUCAAUGUUUCAUGGUACUCCAAAGGUUUUGUUUGCUGCGUGCUUUUUAAAAAAAGGAAGAAAUGUUAUGUACUUUUUGGGCGGAGGCCUAAUUAUUAAGAUACAAACAAGGAUCUUAUUUGUCAUCUUCACGAGGAAAGACGAUAAAAGCUCUAGGAAGAAGAAGGCUUGCAGACUAGCAUUAUCCAGUUGUGUUUUGGCAGUAGUGUUCCGUGCUGCCAUGGUGCAAUCCAAGACUCGAUCAUGCUUGCAGGGAACGCCAAUGUCCAACCAAAGCACUGUGUUAUAUAAUGAAGAGCGUAUGACUUGCAACAGGAGGAAAGCCUGGGUCCUAGCAUAUCCAAGACAUUAUUAUUAUGUAAUUCAAGUAAUUGUUAGAUGUCACGUUGAUCAUUGAAAGCUCUUGUCUGAGUGUAUUUUGUUUCCGACAUAUGCCGCGCAACAGAGAAUUUUGUCCAGUUUUGGCCUUCUAUUAAUCUGGUCAUUUCAA
Messenger RNA from Prunus avium (sweet cherry), 1710 nucleotides. NCBI's taxonomy places the organism in Eukaryota, Viridiplantae, Streptophyta, Magnoliopsida, Rosales, Rosaceae. The record is from RefSeq and is a predicted model, not a curated record.